AUGCUGCCUCACUCCCUAUUACUCUGCCUCCUCUUCCUCAUCCCAGCCUCCGCCUCCUACACCAACGACGGCUUCACCUACGACGGUUUCUCUAAUGGCGUGCUCCGGCUUGAUGGCGUAGCUUCAAUCGCAAGCAGAGCUCUCAUGCUAACCGAUGGUGUUGCCCGGAGUGUAGGACGCGCUUUCUUCGGAGGCCGGUUUGACUCGAUUUCCUCAUUCUCAACAACCUUCGUGUUCGUCAUUACUUCUGAGUACACUGGUCUCAGCACCCAUGGGCUUGCCUUUACGAUUUCCGCCACGACGGACUCUUUGUUGGAUGCCCUCCCGUCUCAGUACAUGGGCAUGUUCAACCGUGAAAAUGUACGUAAUGUCGCAAAUCGACUCUUUGCUGUCGAGCUUGAUACCGUCCAAAAUCCCGAAUUCAGGGAUAUUAAUGAUAACCAUGUUGGAAUCGAUGUGAACACCUUGGUGUCUAUCAACUCCCACACUGCUGGAUACUACACCCCAGAUGGCACCUUCUCUCCCUUGACACUUAUUAGUGGUAAACCAAUGCAAGUAUGGGUGGACUAUGAUGGCAAUUCACACCACGUGAAUGUCAGUUUAGCACCUUACUUAGAGCACAAGCCUCAACGCCCACUGCUAUCCAGCCCACUCAAUAUUUCAUCUCUUUUGCCAAGCUCAGCAUAUGUUGGCUUUGCCUCUGCAACCGGCCCCGCAAGGUCCAUACACCACAUUAUCGGCUGGAGUUUCAAUCCAAAUGGGGAGGCUAAACCACUUAACUACUCAGUCUUGUCUGAAGUUAUACAAGAUGUUCGACGCGAUGCUCAAAGUCGGUCCCAUAUCCCUAAGGGUGUUCUUAUACCAGUUGUUAUUAUAUCAGUGUUCAUCGCAACUGUUAUUAUUGUUGGUCUUUACGUUUAUAUGAAGAAAGCAAGGGAAAGUGGUGGUUGGGAAAUCGAUUAUGGGUCAUCGUCCUUCACAUAUAAAGAUCUUGCCGCUGCAACCAACGGUUUCAGUGACAGGAUGCUUCUUGGGAAAGGAGGAUUUGGAAAGGUGUACAGAGGGCUGCUACAAAACUCGAAGCAAAAUGUUGCCAUCAAGCGGGUUUCACCAGAGUCAAAGCAGGGGAUGAAGGAAUUCAUAGCUGAGAUAACCAUCCUAGGCCAUCUCCGCCAUCGCAACCUUGUGCAGUUGCUCGGUUAUUCUCGCCACAAGAGCGAGCUCCUUCUGGUUUACGAUUACAUGCCAAAUGGCAGUCUUGAUAGAGUUUUGCAUGGUCGAGAUAAGCAGACUGUAGACUGGGUUCACAGAUUCAACAUCAUAAAAGGCAUUGCGUCUGGUCUUUGCUACCUCCACGAGGAUUGGGAGAAGGUGGUCAUCCAUCGAGACAUCAAAGCGAGCAACGUGCUCCUCGAUAAUGAAAUGAAUGGUAGACUGGGUGAUUUUGGUCUGGCAAGAUUACACAACCAUGGUACAGACGCCCACACCACACAUUUGGCUGGCACCUGGGGGUACAUUGCUCCCGAGCUGGCUAGGCUAGGAAGGGCAACCAAGGCAACUGAUGUCUUUGCAUUUGGUGUCUUCAUGUUGGAGGUUGCUUGUGGGAGGCGUCCAAUACAAGUGAAUGAUUCUGCUGGUGACCCAGUGCUGCUCACAGACUGGGUGGUCGAUGCAUGGGAGAGCGGUUCAAUCCUCAAAACGGUAGACCCGAAAUUAGAAGAUUAUGUCAGGGAGGAAGCAGAGUUAGUGCUAAAGCUUGGCUUGCUCUGCUCACACCCGGUACAAAGUGCUAGGCCAUGCAUGCGCCUAGUGAUGCAAUACCUUGUAAAGGAUGUGCUACUCCCGGAUUUCCAAUCAAGUUUUUUGACUGUUACUAGCAGGGAUGAAGAAUUUGGGCAGUAUAUCCUGUCAUGCCCAUCUGUGGCGGCGACCAUAACAGGACUUUCUGGAGGAAGAUGA
This is a messenger RNA of Triticum turgidum subsp. durum (durum wheat), 1959 nucleotides long. The record is from the annotation of a GenBank genome assembly. Lineage: Eukaryota; Viridiplantae; Streptophyta; Magnoliopsida; Poales; Poaceae.